AUGAAGGUUGAGGAGCUAAUUAUUGAUGGCUUCAAAUCAUACGCGACAAGAACGGUGAUCUCCGGCUGGGAUCCUCAAUUCAAUGCAAUAACUGGUCUUAAUGGAUCAGGGAAAUCUAAUAUUUUGGACUCUAUAUGUUUUGUGCUUGGCAUAUCAUCUAUGGCUACCGUGAGAGCUUCUAAUUUACAAGAUCUUAUCUACAAGAGAGGCCAAGCGGGUGUGACAAAAGCCAGCGUCACGAUUGUUUUUGACAAUACGGAUAAAACAAACUCGCCAAUCGGGUUUGAAACGUACGCUCAAAUAUCAGUGACACGACAGAUCGUCUUAGGAGGGACCAGUAAAUAUCUGAUCAAUGGACAUCGAGCUCAACAACAGACCGUAUUGCACCUCUUCCAAUCCGUUCAACUAAACAUUAAUAACCCCAAUUUCCUUAUCAUGCAAGGUAAGAUUACAAAGGUGUUGAAUAUGAAGCCAGCAGAGAUUCUAUCGUUGAUCGAGGAAGCAGCUGGAACAAAAAUGUUUGAAGACCGCAGGGAAAAAGCCGAGAGAACGAUAGCCAAGAAAGAAACUAAGCUGCAGGAAAUAAGGACCCUGUUAGAGGAAGAGAUUGAGCCCAAACUUGAGAAACUUAGAGCCGAGAAACGAACGUUUUUGGAAUUUCAAGAGAUUCAGGCUGAUCUCGAAAACACGUCAAAAGUCGUACACGCAUUCACUUACAGCUCCCUAAUAGAAAACCGAAAUAAUAUUGAGGAGUCCAAUAGAGUAGGACAAUCGAAGAUUAAACAGCUCCAAGAGUCAAUCGAAAAAAACACGGCAGAGUUGAAGAGUCUAGAAGAAGACCUUGAAGUGAUGCGAGCUCAAAAGAAAAAUGAGAUGAAAAAAGACGGAUUGCUGAAUCAACUGGAAGCCAUAGAAAGUCGAUUGAACAAUGAACUUUCUCGUUUGCGGACAACCCUUACUAUCACCACCCAAAACUUGACCGAAGAGACAUCUAAGUAUGAAGCUUGCCACACAAAGAUUCAGCAAUAUCGCGAUGCUCUGCAGCUCAAAAUGAAUUCAUUCGGAAGUACUGAAUCAGACUUUAAUAACCUUGUAUCUCUCGUCGGUAGACUGAAAGGUCACCUACAAAACAAGGAAGAGCUAUUGUCUACUUUGACUACUGGCAUAUCAUCAACAGGCGCAACGAGCAGUGGUUACAGUGCUCAACUAACAAAUGCUGAAUCAAAGUUGAAUGAUUCUCGUAUACAGGUCCAAAGGUGUGACAUGAAGAUUGAAUUGCUGAAAAAAGAGCUCCAUGCUAAUGGACCCAAGCUGCUCUCGGCCCAAGAGUCCUGCAAGGAAGCCAGAAAAGAGGUUGACCUGAAUAAACUGCGAUGCUCAGAGCUAAAUCUUAAACUACAGAAGUUGGGCUUCCACCCAGAUAUGUACAAACAACUUAAGGACAGGGAAGUAAGUCUGAAACGACAACUUCAUGAGAAAUCAAGAGAAAUGGAUAUUUUGAAGAGAAGGGUAGCCAACAUUGACUUCAAUUACUCAAAGCCGUCAUCUGAUUUCAGUCCUACCUCAGUCAAAGGCGUAGCAGCUCAGCUGUUCUCAUUGGAUGAGAAUAACUUCGCAAGUGCGACAGCUUUACAAGUAUGUGCUGGUGGAAGACUAUUUAACGUGGUAGUCGAUAAUGAACGAACUGCUUCACAGCUGCUUGAAAAUGGGAGAUUGCGGAAACGUGUUACUUUGAUACCGCUGAACAAAAUUUCUGCUCGACAACUGAAUCAACGAGCCGUUCAAGUCGCCAAAGGCUUAGCUCCUGGAAAUGUUGAGCUAGCUCUCAAUUUGAUUGGCUACGAAGAGGAUGUUUCAAAAGCGAUGGAAUUUAUUUUCGGUUCGAGCUUGAUCUGUAAGGAUGCAGAAAGCGCAAAAAAAGUCACAUUUCAUCCCCAAGUGAGGGCCAGAAGCAUCACACUGCAAGGUGAUAUCUAUGACCCAGAAGGGACACUUUCAGGAGGAAGUCGAAGCAACAACAGCUCAGUUUUGAUCGACAUUCAGACGUAUAAUGCCCUAUCGAAAACCGUUUCCGACUUAGAGAUUGAAUUGCAACAUGUGCUAGAGAAGAUUGAGCGACAAGCUGGCAUUCUUGACAAAACUAAGUCGAUUCAAAAUGAUCUCAAUUUGGCUACCCACAGACUCCAUUUGGCCGAAAGAAGCUUCGAAAACAAUCCCUCUGUACAGCUAAUAUCGAGAAACCACGAGAUAGACAGCGAAAUUGAAAGCUGCCUUGGAUCGCGAGCUACCGCUGUUGAAGAUAUCAAACGUUUUGAAGCGGAGUUGUUCAAAAUUAGGAAAGAUAUGGAGGAGUUCAGUCAGGAUAAGGGUUCGAAGUUGGACCAACUAAAAUCUGAAAUCAAGGACAUAAAAUCGGAAAUACAAAGACACCAAACUGUUCUAGAGAACAAUGAAGACCGCAAUCAAUCGCUCCAGCUGGAAAUCGAUCAACUAAGAACUGAUCUUGUGGCGGUCCAAGAAGGGGAAAAGGAGGCGUCGGAGGCAUCCAAAGAGCUCAAUGCCAAAUAUCUCAUGCUGCAAGAGAAGGUAAACACGGCUUCUGCUGAGCUGGAACAUGCGAAGGGAAGAGUAGCCGAAGAGAAGAAGAGGCUAUAUGAGAUUGACGAAGAAAUGCGUGUUCUCUCGGAGCUGAUCAAAAAGAAAGAUGAAUUCUUGAAAAACGGUAAUAUUGAGCUCAAAAAGCUGAUCAACGAGGUAAGUAAACUGGCAAACAGUACCAGCUCUGUUGAAGAGAAUAUCAAGCAUUUAUUGAAAGAGGAAGAAUGGCUUCAUGACGAGGGCCUUGUUUCAAGCAUUAUAAUCCAAAACCAAGGGGUGAAUUUAGCGGUCUACAGACAGCGAUCGCAACAACUGGCUGAAAAGUUUGGUGAUAUGAAGCGAAAAGUUAACCCGAAUAUUAUGAGCAUGAUUGAGAAUGUGGAGAAAAAGGAGUCUGCUCUAAAAUCUAUGAUCACAACCAUAGAGAGGGACAAAACUAAAAUUCAAGAGACAAUCACGAAGCUUAACAUGUAUAAGCGUGAGACUCUCAUCAAAACGUGGGAGAAGGUGACUGUUGAUUUUGGUCAAAUAUUUGGAGAACUCUUACCUAAUUCUUUCUCUAAACUAGUUCCCAUGGAGGGAAAAGACGUUACGGAAGGACUGGAAGUAAAGAUAAGAUUAGGAAGCAUUUGGAAAGAUAGCCUGAUAGAGCUAUCUGGUGGCCAAAGGUCUUUGAUUGCAUUGUCAUUGAUUUUGGCUCUACUUCAAUUUAAACCUGCGCCGAUGUACAUCCUUGAUGAGGUUGAUGCAGCUUUAGAUUUAAGUCAUACUCAAAACAUUGGGCAUUUGAUUAGAACAAAAUUUAAGGGUUCUCAAUUUAUCGUUGUGUCAUUGAAGGAAGGCAUGUUCAAUAAUGCUAAUCGCGUCUUCAAAACAAGAUUUCAAGAUGGAACAUCAGUCGUCAGUGCCCUAUGA
This is a messenger RNA of Lachancea dasiensis, 3513 nucleotides long. Lineage: Eukaryota; Fungi; Ascomycota; Saccharomycetes; Saccharomycetales; Saccharomycetaceae. The record is from the annotation of a GenBank genome assembly.